Molecule: messenger RNA, 294 nt
Organism: Penicillium odoratum
Lineage: Eukaryota; Fungi; Ascomycota; Eurotiomycetes; Eurotiales; Aspergillaceae
Exons: 2
Coding region: 1-294 (97 amino acids)
Source: RefSeq, a predicted model, not a curated record
AUGAGUCUAUUACCCGGCAAGGGCCAAGGCCAGGAGGCCCAGCGGACGCAGCAAUCUCAGGAGGACCAGCAAUUUCAUGAAGGUGUUGCUCAGGAGUACUUUACACAACAGGAUGAGACUCUCGAGGCAGGUCCUAGUCGAGCCCGAGGACAGAAACAGUCUCCAGCGAAGAUACCCAGAAAGCGCAAGUAUCCAACGAGUCCAACGAAAAGAGGUCCUGGUCGGCCAAGGAAGGCUGAUAAAGGCACAGUACCAGAUGUGCCGGACAGUAUGAUGGGUAUUAUGGAGUUUUGA